AUGUGUAAAAAGGCCAUCUGCGGAACAUGCAACAAGACUUCCUGGUGGGGUUGCGGCAGCCACAUCCCGUCUGUCAUGGACACUGUUCCUGAUGCUGACCGCUGUGCGUGCGAGCCCAAGGUUGAAGUCGGCGGUGUUUCGUACCCGCCCAUGGCCGCAUCUCCAAACUGA
Messenger RNA from Fusarium venenatum, 171 nucleotides. The record is from RefSeq and is a predicted model, not a curated record. Lineage: Eukaryota; Fungi; Ascomycota; Sordariomycetes; Hypocreales; Nectriaceae.